Molecule: messenger RNA, 1216 nt
Organism: Carya illinoinensis
Lineage: Eukaryota; Viridiplantae; Streptophyta; Magnoliopsida; Fagales; Juglandaceae
Product: nuclear cap-binding protein subunit 2-like
Exons: 9
Coding region: 258-1013 (251 amino acids)
Biological process (GO): mRNA cis splicing, via spliceosome
Cellular component (GO): nuclear cap binding complex
Molecular function (GO): RNA cap binding
Source: RefSeq, a predicted model, not a curated record
AGAUAUCAAUUUUUUAUUUUUACAAAAUUAAUGCCUGAAUAAAGGUAUUCUCGUCUGUCUCAGACUCUCAGCUGCCCUGGUCGUAACCUAUUCUAACAUCCGCGGGAAAGCUCGUACUGGCGAUAACUCGUCUUCAGUUAAUUAGUGCAGAUGGUUUGUGAAAAUUGUUGUGCAGAUCGACAAUUUUUGGAAUUAUCUUUCUCUUCUCUAAUUUAGUAUUUUCAGUCGGAGCAAUCUGCUUCAAGUUUCGGAGGGCAAUGGCUUCCCUUUUCAAGGAUCCAUCAAAGCUUUCAGCAUAUAGGGAUAGAAGAUUUCCUGGAUCACAAGAGGAAUUUGAACAUGCACUUCAGACAUCAACGACUGUGUAUGUGGGUAAUAUGUCUUUCUAUACUACAGAAGAGCAAGUUUAUGAGAUUUUCUCCCGAGCUGGGGAGAUUAAGAAGAUAAUUAUGGGUUUGGAUAAGAACACGAAAACCCCUUGCGGCUUUUGUUUUGUCCUGUACUAUUCUCGAGAAGACAGUGAGGAUUCUUGCAAGUAUAUAAGUGGGACAAUUCUUGAUGAUCGUCCUAUUCGUGUGGAUUUUGAUUGGGGAUUCCAAGAAGGAAGGCAAUGGGGCCGUGGUCGAAGUGGUGGACAGGUGCGCGAUGAAUAUCGUACUGAUUAUGAUCCUGCUAGAGGCGGUUAUGGAAAGUUAGUUCAGAGGGAGCUGGAAGCACAAAGGCAGCUUGUAGAUUAUGGUGGCGAUUCAUUGGGCUCUUUUCCACCAGUUAUAACACCUCAGUAUGGUAGACGCGGUGGAAGCCAUGGUCGUGGGGGUUCUUAUCGUAGAGAUUACCCACGAAAGCGACAACGAGAUGAUGACCUCCAUGGGCAUGAGACCUCAAAGAGAACUUCAGAUCAUGAAUCCAGGAGAAGCUCUGACUACGACAUCAGACCGGAGAAGAAUCCUCGGUUUCGUGAGAGUGGCGACUCUGAUGAUGAUGAGGAAGAUGACCAGAAGAGACGAUCUUAGCCAGAUUCUUUCUACUGUAUUUUGAUAAAUAGUGUGGUUUUUUGUUUUUUUCGAUGGAAUAGUGUGGUUUGUUAUGGGCAUUUCUGUGUUCAAGUAGAAAUUUUUCGAAAUGUGAAUCUGUGAUUUAACCGUUUAAUGUAGUAGUGCUACUGUGAUAACAACAGAUCGUUCUGUUCUUUUUUUAAAUAUUUCUUUUACCCUAA